Molecule: messenger RNA, 1113 nt
Organism: Caenorhabditis remanei
Lineage: Eukaryota; Metazoa; Nematoda; Chromadorea; Rhabditida; Rhabditidae
Exons: 8
Coding region: 1-1113 (370 amino acids)
Source: RefSeq, a predicted model, not a curated record
AUGAGUAAGAACGUUUUCAAUCAGAAUCGUGUGGAACGUCACAAUGAGAAUCCUUUCAAGAGAAAAGAAACAAAGGAACUGUUGCAGUUCGUUCCUGUCUGUGAAAGUUACAGAAUGGUGGAUAGUAUAAAUGACGUAUUCGAUGUUCUUGAUGAGAAAUUGGGAAUGAUGAAUAGAGUGAUGACGUCGCUGGCGUGUGGUGAAAAUAUAACGAAUGUAGUCUCCUCUUCUGAAAUUCUAAAAAAAGUAAUUGAGGACUGUCAUGGGAUCAGUUCCAUACUUCAGUUCCAAAAGAUAAAACUAGCUGCUAUCAAGCAUGAAGUCCCGAUGACAAUGGAGGCAACACAAGCAUACAGAGAAACCACUAUAUUGAAAAAAUUGCUGUGUGGAAAAAAAAGACUUCCAGAAAGCCCUUUUGACAUUACUGCCUGGAACACGAAGAAAAAAAGAAUCUACGAUAUGCGAAUAGCAGGUGUUUAUCGAUCCGUGUAUAGAGAGUUCCUUCUCUAUCCUUUUCCAAUUUUCAAGUUAUCAAGCUUCUUGGCCAAAAUAAGGGAACUUCCACUAUCUCACAAGUUUACCGAGAGCCAGAUCCAACUUUUGGUACCGGAACUGAUGAGAAGAAACAUGAUCAAUGGAUUUUUCCUAGACGACGGAAACUGUUUAAUUGUUAAAGAAUUGAGUAUUCCAUUCAUUCAGUGUCAUCUCCAUGAGUUCUUGUUGGAUGGAGAUGAGUACCUUGAAGCCAACGUUCCUGUGACACUUCAUAAACUUAGAGAACUUAUUGAUGGAAUAGAGAAGUUUGUCGUUGAAAAAAUGGACAGUGAGCUGUGGGCGAAGCUAGCAAACAUUAUCAUUGCUACGGUUGUCAAAGAAAAUGGAACCCACAUUCGACACGACGAAUUUCCGAAAAAUCUGCCUAAAUCUGUAAUGAAGGCAAUAACAACUUUGAGUCGGGUGGAAUUGAUCGAAUUACAAGAAAACACAAAUCAACCAGAAAUGAUGUUUGUAAAGAAAAUUACCGAAAAAAAUAUAAAGCGUCUCGGACACCUACUCCUAGCCCAGUUCCAAGAAAAUUCUCUCCAAUCGGCACCCCGACAUAAAUUUUCGUAG